Molecule: messenger RNA, 276 nt
Organism: Meloidogyne enterolobii
Lineage: Eukaryota; Metazoa; Nematoda; Chromadorea; Rhabditida; Meloidogynidae
Source: the annotation of a GenBank genome assembly
AUGGUUGGUGUUUCAUUAAAUGAUAAUGAGAAUUUAAAGAAAAAUGUACCUACAGCUGAAGAUCAACAACAAAUUAAUAAAUUUGCCCGUUUACACAAAUCUUAUUUGGAAAAUAAAGGUCAAUUAGCCUUUUUACAAAAUACGGCACAAAAUUUGACUGAUGCUGAAAAUGAAGUUAUGCUUAUGGAAGAUGGACAAUUAAAUGUUCCGAUACUUGUUGGGUCUAUUUUUGUUCAUCAAGAUCAGGUAGAGUUUAAAUUGAAGGAUAGAAAUUAG